AUGUCGACCGGUCAUUAUACCGACAAGUACAAAAUGUUGACAGGUCAAUAUAUCGAAAAGUACAAAAUGUUGAAAAAAAAAAAAAAAAAUGUAAUUUUAUAUCCUAACGUUAAUAUGUUAACGGACGAAUGUAUAAAGUGAACGGUAUUAUUUUAGAUAUUCGGUGGUGUAUCCAGCUUUGUAUACACGGAUAACGACAAAAUAAAUAGUAUUUCCCGUAAUUCGCUUGCUCUUGCUUUAACAUCACCAGAAGAAAUUCCAUCAGCGUUCGCUAAAAAACAAGAAAAACUAGAUAUAGAAUCUGACGCGGAAAUGAAUUCGGAAAAUAUUAUUGGUCAAUAA
Cinara cedri is the source of this 342-nucleotide messenger RNA. NCBI's taxonomy places the organism in Eukaryota, Metazoa, Arthropoda, Insecta, Hemiptera, Aphididae. The record is from the annotation of a GenBank genome assembly.